Molecule: messenger RNA, 1257 nt
Organism: Haliotis rubra (blacklip abalone)
Lineage: Eukaryota; Metazoa; Mollusca; Gastropoda; Lepetellida; Haliotidae
Product: excitatory amino acid transporter 1-like
Exons: 7
Coding region: 1-1257 (418 amino acids)
Biological process (GO): L-glutamate transmembrane transport
Cellular component (GO): plasma membrane
Molecular function (GO): L-glutamate transmembrane transporter activity; neutral L-amino acid transmembrane transporter activity; glutamate:sodium symporter activity
Source: RefSeq, a predicted model, not a curated record
AUGGCGUUAAAGACCUGUUUGAAGGCCAACAUCCUGCUCAUCCUAACCGUCAUCUCUGCAGUGAUGGGCGUGACCAUCGGGUUGCUGUUUCGUCAGCUGCAUCUCUCCGGGGACACCAUCCUACUCAUCAGUCUCCCUGGGGAUAUAGUCAUGAGGAUGUUGAACAUGCUCAUACUUCCGCUGAUUGUUGCAAGCAUGAUCACAGGAAUCGCUAACAUGAACAGCAAGUCAUCGGGAAAGAUGGGCCUGUUCACUAUGGCCUACUAUAUUUCUACAACCGUCAUUGCAAUCUGUAUUGGCUUUGCUCUGGUGUUUAUUAUCAAGCCAGGAUUACAUGACACACUAACGUCAUCGGGCACGCAGUCUGAAGAGUUCCAUGCUCCUUCGGCAGUUGACAUGUUUCUUGAUCUCAUUAGAAAUCUGUUUCCAGACAAUAUUGUUAGAGCUGCAAUUCAAAGUUCACACACGGUAUACGUCAAGGAAGAUUUCAACAAUAUCAAGAAAGAAUCUCCUGAUGAAUAUGUGCUCCAGAAUGUAACCAACUCAACGUUUCUGGUAGAAUCUGAUGGGAGAAAUACUACAGAGCAAGGAAACCCCAUCUGGACACCUAAAACUGUCACCAGACCCGGAUUUAAUGUUCUGGGGAUGUUGCUAUAUUGUACAGUAUUUGGAGCAGUGCUUGGUAAACUAGGACCUAAAGGUCGGGUUGUCUUCAAGUUUCUUGUGGAACUGAAUGAGAUCACGAUGUGCAUUGUGCACCUCGUUAUGUGUGCUGCAACACUUCCGGUUACCAUCGACUGCUGUGAGAAGAACCUUAAGAUAGACAGGACUAUCAGUAGGUUUGUGCUACCUAUCGGUGCUACCGUCAACAUGGAUGGAGCUGCCAUCGUCCAAGUCGUCACUCCAGUUUAUAUAGCACAGAUGAGUGGAGUGCACCUGUCUGUACUUGACGUCUUGGCUCUUGGCGUGGCUGCCACCCUCACCAGCAUUGGGACCGCUGGUAUACCCAAUGCUGCUAUAGUAACCAUCAUGGUUUUUCUAGCCAAUAUGGGACUGCCAACGAACGAAAUCUCCAUCAUUUUUGCCAUGGAUUGGUUUCUCGGGCGAAUGAGGACUAUCACUAAUGUGAAUGGAGACUGUAUGGGCGCAGCUAUUCUCCAGCACUUCUUCCACCAGGACGGCAGCAAUGGUUCGGGAUAUGAAAAUAACCCACUCUCACAGGACGAGAUAGAGAUGGAGGAAGCUCUGUCACUUUAA